Bombina bombina (fire-bellied toad) is the source of this 7774-nucleotide messenger RNA. RefSeq names its product endoglin (gene ENG). The coding region runs from base 278 to 2194 and encodes 638 amino acids. The record is from RefSeq and is a predicted model, not a curated record. The transcript is spliced from 15 exons. Lineage: Eukaryota; Metazoa; Chordata; Amphibia; Anura; Bombinatoridae.
AGAACUCAUCUAGUAGCUCAGCAGAGCUAGCUGGACCUAUAUCCCCUCCUCAUCCUUUGACUCUUUAGUUACAUCAGAAACUUCCCCUCUCUCUCUCUUCCUCUAUCCCUGUCACUCUGUUUAUAACCAGCACAUUUCUUAGAGAGGAACAAAAGUCUGGAUUUCCGUGACUGUUUGCUUCUGUGCUGUCCGGCUACUAUUUUCAGGGAUCUUGUCCCAAAGCAGGACUGGUGUCUAAGGAACAGAACCAGAACACUGAGAAGACAGAACUGUAAGGAUGAAGAUUACACAUCUGGUGAUUUUCCUUCUCUGUCUCACCUUGGGAAAGACAAAUCCAACGCACUCAGUAAUAUGUGAGCUGAGCAUGCAGGAGGAUGAAACAAAUUUUACAGUGAAUUAUAGAAAUGACGUCACCGUUAAGGGCUGCGUGAGACGGGGAACCACCAGGGAUGUGUAUGUGCUGAACGUCAAGGAUGUUCAAUUUAAGUAUUGGUCACUGGAGAUCAAAAUUGAAGGCCACCAGAAUGACGCCGAGCAACCAGUGCUGAUUGUAAACACCAUUGGGGCAUUUGGAAUGAACAUCAAUGUCACAGGGUCUACUGUUCCAAUCACACUGCUUCAUAACACAGGCAUACAUGUCGUUGCGCCACAUAUAAUAGUGCUUAAACAAGAGACUCUUACUGAAGACAGUGAGGGGCUUUUUUCGUGGGCCAAGAACAAAUAUGGAAGUGUCACUUUCUUCAGUGAACUGCAGAAGCCAGAAAAAAUUGUUCUUUGGAUACGUAGUGACCUCAAUAGACCCGAGUCCUGUAAUUUGAAGAGUCAUUUUCUGGCCACAGGCAUCCUUGAAGCCGAGUACAAAGCGAAACGAAGAACGUGCAUGCUCUCUGAAGCCAGUGGCAUGUACGAGGCCUACGUAGUGCAUGUGACUAACGCGUUUCAUCCAAGCAGCUCUUCCUAUAUUGACAUGACGAUUAAAACAAACCGUGACGAAUGUAAAGCCAACCAGCUCGGAUUUUUUAAAGACAAUAAUGGCAGAAAUUGGAAGUUGACGUUGCCGAAAGAAUUCAAGUUUCUGGGACAGGACAUAUUUAUGUCACAAUUCAAUGAGACUUUUAAAGGCAAACAUCUCCCUAAUACUAUGAAAGAUCUAAUUCAGAAUGUCACCAACCACGGAAAUAUCAGUAGCAUAUCAUAUGUGGAGAUUCCUGAAGCUAGUUCGAUCACCCUGACUGUGCCUUGCAACACUGAAGACAGAAAGGAAACAACACAAAAUCCUCCAGAUCCUGAAGUUUCUGACAAAAGUAUUGGCUGUUAUAAUAUACUGAACACUUUCAGCCCGAAAUGUAAUGAUGAAUACCUGAUGAUAACUAUAGAAGAACGUGUGCUUGAGGUAUGCCCACUGCAUCCAAGUAAAAUUGAAAUAACCCUGGAAGACCCCAAAUGCAAAGUACAGAGUAACAGUGGUUUUUGGGAACUGUUGACACCACUGCAAAGCUGUAGGAACAAUCUUAUUGGUCAACAAGAAAUUACUAAUGCGUACAUUCUAAAAAGUGGAAAUCAAACGUUAUCGAUCCCGUUCAUCUGCAAGGUCCCUGUCUUUGACCUAGAGCUGUCAUACAGCUCUGACUUCAGUGACACCCCAAAAGUACUACACACUGGCAAGAAGGUCUAUGCAAAGAUCAAUGCCACUUUUCACCCUACUGUGAACAUGCACUUCAAUCCUUUGAAUCUAACUAAAUGCAAACUUCACGUGGGAGAGAAAGAGCAGAGACUGGAUGUGGGUACCAUAGUUCCAAAAUUAAACCACCAAAGAUACAGCUUCAGCUUUGAAUUCACCCCUAUGCUUGAAGACGCAAACAUCAGUGAACUGAAUUGCUCCUUCUGCCUUUUAGAUUAUAAUAAGAAGGUCUGCCAUGAACACCUUUACCUUCAUAGGUCAUGGAAUGUGACAAUUAACAACGAUUCCACAGUUUCAAAGCUGGGCAUGUCGUCUGUGAUUGGCAUCACCUUUGCAGCAUUUGUGGUGGGAGCACUCCUGUUAGCCGCUGUGUGGUACAUCUACACUCGCUCACGCUCUUCUAUUAAGAUGCAACCGGUUCCUACAACGUCUGGCGGAUCUGAGAAUAGCAGCACAAACCAGAGCAUGGACAGCACACACAGCACGCCCUGCUCCACCAGCAGCCGAGCGUAGCUCCAGGAAACCAGCUCGGAACAGAACCUACACGGUUCUAGCAGAAAAACAUCAUCAAUGCGUCCACCUGCAGGCUGACAACUAGGACCUUGGGCACUGGCUGAAAAAAGGGCCCUCAAUUACAUGCCCCGACAGAGCCAGGUUACAUCAGCAGGCCCCAUGACAAUGAUAUUGCCCUAAACAGCCAAAGCAUCAAUUUAGGGCGAAAAAAGCACCCAAUUUAAUAAUCUGAAUCCACUGAUAGCACAGAGUAUACUAUUAGCAGUGGGAGUAAACAGCCUGCACUAUACGUACAUCUGGACUUUAAAAAUUUACUUUUUUUGUUUUGUUUUUAACUAUAUUUAUUCAGGGAGGGAAUAACUAAAACCGCAUCUUAUUGUAUCUACUGGUUGAUAACAAGGAGUGGGCAGAAGCGAAUAGUAAUAUCCCAUUUCCAGAAGGGUGGUCUUCUAAAUACUGCCCCUGUUGGAUCUAGGUUAACCCCUUGAAAACUAAAGAGGGCUGUGCAAUGCAUUACAGCCCUUUCAACCACUCCAAGGGGUGAAAUUAAUUAAAAAAGAACCUAAAUUCCAAACUGUUAUGGGAUUCAUUUAUAGAAUCCAAACUUUAAAGCACUGAUCCAAUCAUGCAUAUGUGUAUUCAAUAUAAUGGCCAAUACAUCUAUACUCACAAUGCAAAUCAAUUCCUUAACCAUGCAUCUCUUUUGGAAAUACUAUUUCUUUACAUUUUUACUGUUGUGGAUAUUUACUAUUUUGUUUAUUAUUACUGAAAUCAUAUUUGAUUAAUGAACCAAUGACAUGGCGCUCAUCUAUUGGCUGAGGUUUCAAAUGAUCAAAAUAAGUGUCAUAUUGUGAAAUAUAAUACGAGUUAAUUAAUUGUUGAGAAAGUAUGGUGUAGAUUCAAAAUAGAAAAAUCAAGAUUGCAUAGUGCAAUAUUCAGCAACACAAGCUUUAUUGCAAUAUCGUGUUUGGCGCCAUACCGGUAACUGAAAAAAGUCUUCAGGGCGCAAGCAUUUAAGUUUAAAUACUGUGUAUGAAGAUAACAUAAAAGUGCAAAAAUAUGUUGUAAUUUGUUGUAGCAUUUUAUUAUUGCGUCUAAUCCUAGGUCACUCUGUGUUUAAAUAAUAUCAACAGUCUCAACUAUUUUAUUUCACUUUUUAAUUAUGAUAUAAGGAAUAAUAAUGUUUUAUGCAUUUCUUUACAGAAUAAUGGGAAGCUUUUGUAAAGAAACGUAUAAAACAUUAUUAUUCCUUAUAUGAAAACCAAAAAGGCUUAAAAAGUGAAAUAAAGAUGUGACAAAAGGAAAUACAAAAAGUUAUUCUAUUAAAUUAUUUAUAUAAACAUACCCAAUUAUGUAUUCAUUGCUUCAUAAUCUCAUAAUCACCCAAAACAAAGCCAUUAACCCACUAAUAUGUGAGAACUGACUAAAAAGAAAAAAGGUAUGCACCAAGAUGAAUAAAAUACUCAUAAAAAUGUAUUGAAUGGGGCAGGAAAUAGAAACCCCAACAUUUUUCUUUUGUGAUUCAGAUAGAGUGUACAAUUUAAAACAACUUUCCAAAUUGCUUAUAUUAUCAAUUUUGCUUCAUUCUCUUGGUAUUCUUUGUUGAAGGAGCAGCAAUGCACUACUAGGAGCUAGCUUAACACAUCAUGUAAGCCAGUGACAAGAUGCAUAUAUGUAAAGGCACUAAUUAACAGCUAGCUCCCAGUAGUGCAUUGCUGCUCCAGAGCCUACCUAGAUAUGCUUUUCAACAAAGGAUACCACGAAAAUGAAGCAAAUCAGCUAAUAGAAGUAAAUUGAAAAAUUGGUUAAAUCUGUAGAUUCUAUCUAAAUCAUGAAAGAAAAAUGUUGGGUUUCAUGUCCCUUUAAGUAAAGUAUGUGGAAAUCACUUUAAUUGGUUCCCUUUCUUUGGAUCAAAAGUAGUAACAGGAAUGUAUAUUAAUAUGCAACCAUGAUGUACAUAUUCAUUUCAUAUAAGAGUCCCAUUACCCUCCUGUUGGAGCAGUAGCUCGCGACCUGACGUAUGUUUCAAAAGCUGCUUUAAGGUUCACAAAGGAUUUAACCUCAAAGUUUAAAUCCUGCAAUGCAUUGCCUCACCUGAUUAGGUCACAGCCAAUUAGCAGAUCUCCUAACCAUCCCAGAUCCCCCAGGAUUGUUACCGGUUGGGAGGUCUGGCCCACUUCCCACCUGUAGGCAUCUUCAGGAUAUCGCCGUUUUCCAACAUUGCCCAAGCUCCACAUAUGACGCACUCGACCACGCCCAUGCAUAUGAAUUAGCCAAUCAGAAGUGGGGUACUCUUAUAGCUGCCAACUAAAGGCCAUGCCUUGCUGAUGAUCCGUUAAGAAUCGUGGCUGUUGCAAAAUAUUAACCCUUUUAGUUAGAGGCAGUCAUUUGUGCAAUAGUAACACAAUACAAUAUUUUGUAUUGCACUAUUAUAUACCUUUGAGUCUUUUCAAAUGACAACUUUAUGCUUUAUUUAAAAAAAAAAGAUAUAUAUUGUAUAUUGGAUCACCAUUUCAAAGCUUACUUCUAUUGUAUUUUCAAUUAAAGGGAUAUUCCGGUCAGAAUUUAAAUGCACAUAGAUGAAUUACAUCUUCGAAUAAACACAUAUAUACAAUAUAGAUGUAUUGGCAAAAAUGCUUCUAGUAAAAAAAAAAAAUCACUGUUUUAGUGUUAACAUUUUUCUCUGCACGUGCAUGCGAUGCAUAGCUAGAUAUUCUCAGUGCACCAGCAUUUAAAAUACUGCAGCUGUCCAGAGCACCAGUGGGGCUUGUAUGAUGUCAGCAACUUAAAAAUUGAGUCAUUACCAAAUACUACAUGCACCUUAGGCUCUCUGAGCCAGUGCUGUGUUUAAAAUGCUGGUGCACAGCGCAUACUUAAAUACACAUUUGAAACAGCUAUUGCUUUUAUUAGAAACAUUUCUGAUUAUACAUGUAUAUUACAAAAAUACUUCUAUUCAAAACUGAAAUGCACCCAUGUGGAUUUACAAUUUUGGCUGGAAUGUCCCUUUAAAUCAAGAGAAUUUAAUUUGUGCUCUAAGCAAUUUGGAAAAUAACAGGUAUUAGGAUACUGGGCCAGUUCACAAUAUAAAGGAUCAGAAUGCUAGUUAUUGUAGUAAGUAGUUAAUGAUGGUUGUAUAUAUUAAUUUUGUAUUAUUUUACAAGUUGUAGAAAAUGUAUUUUGAUAUGUGUAGUAAUGUGUCUAUAUAUGUUGGUACAGUAUAUAUUGUUUAUAAUAUUACUAAAAUAUUCUAUGUCUUUUGUAUAAAAAUUGUACGGCAAAAAAAUGGAUUCAUUCUUUCCUGCCUGCCAGACGGACUUAAGUGCCAUGUAAGAUGUUUAUGCCUGGACUGCAAAGGAAUCUUGGACAUUCAAACCCUCGGCAACUAAGAGGUUAAAAUGGAACACAAUUAUUUUGUAAUAUAUUCACUAGCCUUAAAAAAUAUACAUCAUGGAUCAAUUGGUAAAUUAUAAUAAAUGUAUGUUAUAUCUGCUCCAAUCUGUAUUAAUAAUACUUCUUUCAGCAAUGGUGUUGGAUCCCCCUAAAUAAAAUUCUUAAAGUGAUAAGUGCUGCAAUACAAUUUUAGAUCCAUUGUAGCAAUUUCCAAAACUGCUACUAUUUUAGAAAAUCGUAGGACCUCCUUCUUUAAAACUCAUUAGGGUGCUAUAUUGUGACCAAUCACAAGUUGCAUCGGCAGAGUCAUCUGUGCAGACAAUACCAGCGUUAAUUUGCUUAAGAAAAAUAUAAGACAUAAAGUGUGCAUGGAACCGAAUAUGCUCAGCCUGAUUACUAAUGUGGAAUAUAAUAUAGGAGGCAACAGAAAUGUGUGUCAAAAUAUCCUUUAAAGGACAAGUAAAUACAGUAGAUGUGCAUAAUCAACAAAUGCAUGAUAAAAAGACAAUGCAAUAGCACUUAGGGGUAGAUUUAUCAUAGUGCGAGCGGACAUGAUACGAUGUAGCGUAUCAUGUCCACUGCACAUUGAUAAAUGCCGACAGCUGGUGCAAUGCAGCCCCCUGCAGAUUCGCUAGCAGGGGGUGUCAAUCAACCUGACGAUCGUAUUCGAAAUCAACCCGAUCGUAUUCGAUCAGCUUGAUUUCUGUCCACGGCCUCAGAGCAGGCGGACAAGUUAUGUAGCAGCGGUCUUUAGACCGCUGCUUCAUAACUUCUGCAUCAAGCUCCAUACGGAGCUUGAUAAAUCGGCCCCUUAGGGGCAUAUUUAUCAAGCUCUGUGUGGCUCGCCAGAAACACCAGUUAUGAAGCAACGGUCUAAAGACCGCUGCUCCAUAACCUGUCCGUCUGCUCUGAGGAGGCGGACAGAGAUAGCCGCAAUUCAACCCUAUCGAAUACGAUCGGGUUGAUUGACACCCCCCUGCUAGCUGCCGAUUGGCCGCGAAUCUGCAAGGGGUGACGUUGCACCAUCAGUUCACAAGAGCUGCUGGUGCAAUGCUGAAUACGGAGAGCGUAUUGCUCUCCGCAUUCAGCGAGGUCUGUCGGACAUGAUCCGCAAUGUCGGAUCAUGUCCGACAGGCCUUUCAUAAAUAGGCCCCUUAGUCUGAACUUCAAAUGAGUAGUAGAUUUUUUUUUUCUGACAAAUGUCAGUUAUGUCUAUUUCCACUCCCCCUUUAUCAUGUGACAAUCAUCAGCCAAUCACAAAUGCAUAUACGUAUAUUCUGUGAAUUCUUGCACAUGCUCAGAAGGAGCUGGUGAAUCAAAAUGUGUAAAUAUAAAAAGACUGUGCACAUUUUGUAUGGAAGUAAAUUGGAAAGUUGUUUAAAAUUAUUGCUCUGUCUGAAUUAUGAAAGAUUAAUUUUGACUUGAGUGUCCCUUUAAAAUAAUGGAAAUGUAACAAAACACGUAUUAUACAAAGAGUGCUUUGAUGUUAUUGGACUAAACCAUAACUUACUUGUGCAAAAUAACAUUAUUUUUUACUUGAUAGCAUUGUGGCAGAAUAUACUUGUGCCAAACAUAUUCACACAUUUCAUUUAACAUAAACCCAUAAUGUCAAUACUGGCUAUAGGGAAAAAUCACUGUAUCGUGUAAGUAGUUUAAAGGGACAUGUAACCCAAAAUGUUUCUCUCAUGAUUCAGAUAGAACAUAUCACUUUAAAUAACUUUUCAAUCUACUUAUAUUAUCAAACUUGCUUCAUUCUCGUGGUAUCCUUUGUUGAAGGGGCAGCAAUGCACUACUGGGAGCUAGAUGAACACAAUGGGAUAGCCAAUCACAAGAGGCAUAUAUGUGCAGCUACCAAACAGAAGCUAGCUCCCAGCGGUGCACUGCUGCUCCUGAGCCUACCUAGAUAUACUUUUCAACAAAGGAUACCAAGAGAAUAAAGCAAAUUAGAUAAUAGAACAUCCUGGACAAGGAAGCUGCGCUUUGCUAAGGAAAAUAACUAAUAUAAUCACGUACAUCAGUGUCCUGAUAUCCUACAUGGUAACAUUAUAAACACCUGCAACACUGUGAGACUGUCUGACGGGGAAGCAAAUCCUUAUAAGCUAUUAUAUGCCCACUUGUAUAUCUGUGUAUAAUUAUGGAAUUGUUAUCAAGAUUAUUGAGUUUUAUUGAUAAUAAAAUAUUAAGAAACAA